GGCGGAACGGCGCCGCGCGCAGUGCAAAAUAAGUUCUAUGUGCCCACCGCUGAUGGCUGCGGUUCUUUGGGUCUGAGAAUUAGUACGGAAUACCUACCCGCCGUCGAAAUGGAAGCAUGCUGCAAUGCGCAUGAUAUUUGCUACGAUACUUGCAAUAGCGAUAAGGAGCUGUGCGACUUGGAUUUCAAGCGUUGUUUAUACAGAUACUGUGACAGCUAUGAAAAAUCUAUUGCCAGUGAUCUAAUGAUGAAAGGCUGUAAAGCGGCCGCUAAGAUGCUAUUCACAGGCACCUUGACAUUAGGCUGUAAAUCUUACCUGGAUUCGCAGCAACGCUCAUGUUAUUGUCCUCCUAGCAAACCAAGUAACUUCAAUGGCAACAAGUACACGAAUAGCAAGGAAAAACAGCAGAGGCAGAAGUACGGUUGGAAGGACCGUAACGAAAUCUAGCACUUAGAUAAAUAUGUUAUUUGUUGUUAAUAAGUUCAUGUUAGUUUUUAGUUAUGGUUGUACUUUUUUACCAUUUUGACGAAUUUUCCUAGCCUAAUACCAUAGCUAGCAAAGACUCAGUAUUUGUUUACAGCGCAGAUUUCAUGUUUAAAAAUGUAUAAUUUAUGAUUCAAGCAAAACCUACAAGUUGGCUGAGCAUUAUGUUAAAAAUAAA
Molecule: messenger RNA, 661 nt
Organism: Drosophila arizonae
Lineage: Eukaryota; Metazoa; Arthropoda; Insecta; Diptera; Drosophilidae
Gene: GXIVsPLA2
Product: phospholipase A2 group XII
Biological process (GO): arachidonate secretion; lipid catabolic process; phospholipid metabolic process
Cellular component (GO): extracellular region
Molecular function (GO): A2-type glycerophospholipase activity; calcium ion binding
Source: RefSeq, a predicted model, not a curated record